ACAGGUAUUAAGCUCCGCCUACAACUCCCAGAAUGGACAGAAACAGGAAGUGAUAGCUAGGGCUAUUCAGUUCCUCUGUCUCCCAGUUCCCCUGUAUCCCAUGUGCACACCUGCCUGGCCAUAGAGACUACUGUGACGGAGAGGGAGGCAAGCAGGGUGCUUUCUGGGUGCUGUGUCUGCCUCACAGGACGCGGAACCUCACAGUGUGAUGCCCAGAGAAAGGAAAAGAACCAGAAGGGCACCAAGCGGUUGAGGAGCUGCUGGAACCAAGGGAGAGGCAGGGAAUAGAGGCAUUUAGGAUUUUCUUUAAGACUGAGAGAGGCCUUGACUGCCCAGGUUGUAGUUGACUAACUGCAGCAGGUUGGACCUCAAGAAAGACUUUCUACGAAAUCCUCUGCUCCUCCCAACGCUGAACUAGGAUUGGGAUCCCGCUGUGAAUUUUCCAGACUGUCACUGUCUUCUGUGGCUGCUUCGGCCUCAGAUUUGGCCGUCCCAGGAACCAGCUGUGUGCUUCACUGUCCAGCACACGCCACCGCCGAGCCCUGAGCAGACGCCGGAGCCCUCGAGGUACUCCUUCCAUCUUGGGAACACACUAGUAAUUCAUUGAUAACAGGAAGUUAUGAGGGACCCUGUGAGUAGCCAGUACAGCUCCUUUCUUUUCUGGAGGAUGCCCAUUCCAGAGCUGGAUCUGUCGGAGCUGGAAGGCCUGGGUCUGUCAGAUACAUCCACCUACAAGAUCAAAGACAGCAGCGCUGGCAAGAUGACCGGGCAACCAACUGGAGUUGAACAGGAGAAACACUCCGAAGGCGAUGCCCUCCUGGAGUACAGCACCUUCAACUUCUGGAGAGCUCCCAUUGCCAGCAUCCACUCCUUCGAAUUGGACUUGCUUUAAGCCCAAGACUCCUCUCUGCCACCACCUUGCCCUCACUGUCUUCCCUUGCAAGCCCCUCCCUUCCCACCCUUUGUCCUGUGAAUCUUGCUCUCUCCCCUCUAUGGUGUUGAGGUGGUGCUGAUGAAUCUGCCAGAGUUGUGUUGUA
Panthera uncia (snow leopard) is the source of this 1037-nucleotide messenger RNA. RefSeq names its product MLLT11 transcription factor 7 cofactor (gene MLLT11). The record is from RefSeq and is a predicted model, not a curated record. Bases 620 to 892 code for a protein of 90 amino acids. Gene Ontology annotation, biological process: apoptotic signaling pathway; positive regulation of release of cytochrome c from mitochondria; positive regulation of mitochondrial depolarization. Gene Ontology annotation, cellular component: cytosol; nucleoplasm. NCBI's taxonomy places the organism in Eukaryota, Metazoa, Chordata, Mammalia, Carnivora, Felidae. The transcript has 6 exons.